CCUUUGGUUUACUAAAAGUCUCCGGCUGAAGUGGGUUUCUGAAAGCGAUCCUGCUUUUGUGUGGAACUGGGCCCUCAGAGACACAUCGGCUUGGGCGAUGGGUUCACCAGGUCAAAGCGCGUCCUGGAAGUUGCUUCCGGUGCUUCUGCUGGGGAUGGCCUGCUCAUCGCACGGUUCACUUGUGAAAGUCAAUAAAGGUUUAAAGGUGAAACGGGGUCAGUCGGUCUACCUUCAGGAGGGCGACCUGCGGUUCCAUAUUCCCCAACAGAAGGACGCAUGCAAGGUGGAGGUGGUGUUAAAUGAGCCCAUAACUCAACGAGUGGGGAAACUCAUGCCUCAGGUAUUUGACUGCCAUUAUCUGGCUGAUGAGGUGAAGUAUGUUCACAAUGGCUGUCCAUUUUUAAAGGAGGACACUGUCAAGCUUCGUCUGUACAGGUUCACAGAGACGGAGACAUACAUGGAGAUGUUUUCUCUCCAUGUGGACAUUAUGGAACCUGAAUGUAGUGUCAUAAAACUGGGACCCAAGUCCUUGGAGGUUCCAGAAUUCUACGGUCUCUCCGAUGCAAUUGAUGGCAAUGUGGUGUCCUUUCACUAUGAGAAGAGGUCAAGUCUGGAAUGUAGCAUUCAGCUCAGCAGCCAUAGCACCCACCUGCCGGCCCACGGCCAACUGGUCACUGGAGAGCCGGAGAAAGCCACCAAGAGAGGAGACGAGCCGGAGAGCUUCAUUCACCUCCGUCAGCAGCUAGAUAAUAAAGAAAGAGCAAUGUGUAAAUCUGAAGAUUGCCUGAAGGGUCUGAAGCUCGUAAAGUUCACCAAAAUUCCCUGCGAUGACUUCCUGAUGAUGGGGCUAAGGUAUCAGCAUAUAGACCCUCCAUCUCCAGAUGUAGACUACAUCGCAAUUAGACUGGACCUCAGAGACACCAGGAGUGGCAGCACAUAUCAGUCUGAACAGGCCUGGAUUCCAGUUCGGAUAGUCGAUGCAAUGCCCAACCAGCCUCCCAAACCCUCCUUCACGUCCAUGUUUAUCCUGGAAGUAGACCAGUUCAUCCUCACUCCACUCUCCACUGCUACACUAGAUGCUGAAGAUGAGGAAACUCCCAAACAGCUUUUGGUUUUUAACAUCACCAAACCUCCCUUGGAUGGCUUCAUCACCCAUCUGUCUGAUCACACUCGCCCAAUCUCCUCUUUUACCUGGCUUGAUCUCAAUGACAUGCUCAUUGGGUAUCAACCUCCGAAUUCCUCACAUACCCAACGUAGGAAUUAUGAGGUGGAAUUUGAAGUUCAUGAUUUUUUCUUUGAGAAGAGUCCGUCAAUAACUGUUCACAUGUCUGUAAGGAAUGCAGACACGAAUGCCCCCAGAGUGUCCUGGAACAUGGGUCUCAGCCUGUUAGAGGGUCAGUCUCGUCCAAUCACGUGGGAGCAGCUCCAGAUUGUGGAUAACGACAAUCUAAAUGCUGUUCGCCUCAUCACUGUGGACGGCCUGCAGCAUGGACGGCUCACCGUCAGAGGUGGAAAAGGCUUCAUGUUCACUGUCAAUGACAUCAAAGCGGGCGUGGUCCAUUAUCACCAUGAUGACAGCGACUCCACCAAGGACUUUGUCAUUUUCCGUAUCACAGACGGUCCUCAUCAAACCCGACACAAGUUCCCCAUCAAGAUCCUCCCUAAAGAUGACAGCCCUCCUUUCCUCAUCACCAACAUGCUGCUGGAGGUGUCUGAAGGCCAGACGGCUCUGCUGAGAGGCUCCACCCUCCAGGCUUCAGACAUGGACUCCAGUGACGACUACAUCCUCUUUAAUAUCACACGCCCCCCACAGGCAGGAGAGGUCAUGAAAAUCCCAGGACCAGGGCUCACAGGUUACCCUGUCAGCCACUUUCUGCAGAAGGACCUAUCUCAGUCCAGGGUUUACUAUCGACACCUUGGGAAUGAAGUGUUCGAUGAUUCUUUUGAGGUGGUGCUGUCGGAUUUCCAUGAACCCCCCAACCUGUCAGAGCCUCAAGUGGUGAUCGUGCACAUAGAACCUGUUCCGGACCAACCACCUAAAGAGGUUCCCGGUUCCAGUCGGUGUCUUGUGAUCAAAGAAACAGAAGUGAUUCAUAUAACACGGCAGCACCUUCACUUUGUAGACCAGGAGUCACCAGACAGUGAGCUGACAUAUACCGUUACUACUCCGCCUUUCUACGCUGGACCUCACAGCAGCAGUCCAGAUGCAGGGAGGUUGUUCUUGGUUGACAGCAUACCUAAAUUCACCAAAGACUCCAACGCACCAGUGCUGAGGCUCUUCACACAGCAUGCAGUGAACUUCAUGAAAGUAGCCUACAUGCCUCCAAUCCUGGAUAUCGGUCCGUACCCGCAGUAUAUCCAGUUUGUUCUGUCUGUAACCAACCACCUGGGUAAAACAGUCACCGGAAUCUGCUUUAACAUCACUGUGAUGCCAGUGGACAACCAGCCUCCUCAGGUUAUCACCAACCCUCUGACUGUAGAUGAGGGAGGAGAGUGCUGGCUCGACCCCGGACACCUGCUGAUGUCGGAUGUAGACUCUGCAGAAGAAGCCCUGAAGGUGGAGCUUCAGAGGGAACCACAGCAUGGAACUCUGCAACUAGGUGGCCUUCCACUAAAACCAGGCCAGACCUUCACUCUACAAGACCUGAAAAGCCUUAAAGUUAGAUAUAAUCACGACAGCUCAGAAACUACGGACGACAACAUUGAGUUUACUGCAACAGAUGGCACUAAUGCAAUCAGCUUUCUCCUGCAAGUGAAGGUAACCCCCAUCAAUGAUGAGGUCCCAGUGGUGGCUGCUGGUUUGAAUCCAGUUCUCAGCUGUGCAGAGGGAGAGGAAAUAGUCAUCACAGCAGAGUAUAUCUAUGCUACCGAUGCUGACAGCGACAACAACAGCCUGGCCUUCCUAAUUGCCCGGCAGCCGUAUCAUGGUGUGGUGCUGCGAAAUGGUGCUGUGGUUGAUCGCUUCAUCCAGGCAGACAUCACUGCAGGGAUUGUCACCUACAAACACACAGGUAGACACCCAAGGGUGGACUAA
Messenger RNA from Stegastes partitus (bicolor damselfish), 3034 nucleotides. It is a transcript of the gene frem1a, whose product is annotated as Fras1 related extracellular matrix 1a. Bases 98 to 3034 code for a protein of 978 amino acids. Gene Ontology annotation, biological process: anatomical structure morphogenesis. The record is from RefSeq and is a predicted model, not a curated record. Lineage: Eukaryota; Metazoa; Chordata; Actinopteri; Pomacentridae. The transcript is spliced from 15 exons.